Molecule: messenger RNA, 4018 nt
Organism: Bactrocera dorsalis (oriental fruit fly)
Lineage: Eukaryota; Metazoa; Arthropoda; Insecta; Diptera; Tephritidae
Product: triple functional domain protein
Exons: 7
Coding region: 651-2954 (767 amino acids)
Biological process (GO): axon guidance
Cellular component (GO): cytoplasm
Molecular function (GO): guanyl-nucleotide exchange factor activity
Source: RefSeq, a predicted model, not a curated record
UGCCAAAAUAUGUGUUGAACAAAUAAAAAGCUUAUAUAAAAUUAAAUUAUUUAUAUACCUAUAAAAUAUGAUUGCAUGUCUGCAUCUAAAAUAUACAAAACCAUAUUGUGUGAAAAAUUAAUUACUCAUCGGUGGCAACGAUUACAUUGGCCGUGACAAAAAUAUUAGCAAGGUCUGAAAGUGUGAAAACGUGGAAAUUCUAUUCGUGAAGUGUACGAAAGCCAAAUGUGUGAUAAGUUUGUGGAAUUAACAAAAUUAUUGUGGGCAACAACAACAAUAACCACAAUUGAAUCCGUAAAACAAGUGUUUUGACAAAUCCGCAAUAAUUCUCUAUUUUUAGCAGCAACGAUAAACGAAGUGGGACAUAAACAAAACGCAAAUUCAUGAAAUAAAGAUAAAGUGCAAUAGAGAAAAGUGAAAAAGAGCACACCAGUACAACAAAAAUUUGGUUAAUAAAACUGUUGUUAAUAACAAAUUAUUAAUAAAUAGAGAACAAAGAGAGUGAGCGGCAAAGCGAUCAAAGUUCGCACGGUGUGAGCAAAGCGAGCACUCUAGUAAUACUGAGUGUAGGUGGCACGUCCAAGUUAAGAUAAGCGCGCGUGCUCAACGCUUAGCGACUACUCGCGCGAACGAUAAGACCGCACAGUCAAAUGGCUGAUGAGUGCGCCAUCGACAGUCCGCGUCCGUUUCGACGUGAGCGCAAUCUGAGCAAUCGUAAUUUCGCCAAACGCCGUUCCAACCGACGUAUUAGCGUCGAGAGCCACAGCUCGGUGGAGUCGUUUAAUCUAAGUGCAGCUGAGAGUGUAAACAACGCUAGCUCAGUGAGCUCUGUGCAUGAGCAGAGUUCCAGCGCCAGCGGCAAUGAUAGUCACAAUCACAGUACGUCGACUAGCAGCGGCAGUAGUGGUUCACAUUCUUUUAGUGUCGCUAGUAGUCAACUGGAUUAUUCCUACUCGGUACAAUCGGAUACGGAAAGUGCAUUUUUACGCGCCUCUACGCGCAGAAUGGUGCCACCACCGUUACCCAUAACUGGGCCACCGUUUGAUAACGAUGCGCCUACAGUUACGACAACAAAUGAUGACGAGACACAGCCACAAACGCCCGAUCCCGCUUUGUUGGGUGUGCGACAGAAAGUUGAUCGUUUCGAGACAUUGACAGCCGAACAGCGGAUUCUCUUCAAAACCGGACGUCAUCAGCUGCGUCAACAACACCAACAAUACAGUGCGCAAAUAGGUGCUGUGAAGACAACUGGUGUGGGUGGCAUUUCAGCCGCUGCGCCUGGGUUAUGGCGUGUCUUUCCGCCAGCUACGCGUCGUUCCACUCCCGAAACGGAUAGCUCGGUGGCCAGCCGACAAUCGGCACUCAGCUCCUUUCACACCUCCAUCGAUGAAGAACGCUCCGUGGACGAUGUGGAUGAGAUCUCCGACUAUGCCGAGGAUGCGCAUGCAGAUGCUGUCCUUGAGGCGGAGUAUGCGGUGCCAGAGGAGGCGCAUGAAUUGCGCGAAGAUGUGGUGCCAUCGCCAGAGCCUGGCGCUGACGCUGAGCAAUUGGUGACGGCGGGCGUAGUGGAGUUGAAUCUAGAUGAUUUCGGUAAGGUGGAGAAGGUGCGUCGUGCUGUCAGCGAUGAUUAUGCACGCACAAUGCCGAAGGCUCGCUCGAAAAAGCUGUCCGCGGAAGUUGAAUGUGGGGAAAAGUCGGCGUCGAAAGAUUUUCCGAGAAAUUAUCGUUCAGUGCCACGUCCCAAGACUGAAAUUAUUGGUACCAAGAAUCAUGCGGUUGUUAACAAAAGUAAAUCGCUUUAUCAGCCAAAUGACGAGCUCGACGAUGAAGCUGAGGCUGAGUUGCGCGAUAAGAGCUCACAACACAUUAAACCCAUACUCGAGGAGCUGAUAAAAACUGAGGAAACAUAUGUGGAGAACUUACGUAUCGGUUUGGAGAAUUAUGGCAAUAUAUUUGCGCGCAAAGAUUUACCGCUUGGUUUGCGUGGAAAGAAAUAUGUUUUGCUUGGUAAUAUUGCACAGAUCUAUGAAUUUCAUGCGGAGGAAUUUUUGCCAAUGUUACUUGCGUAUAGAAGGGAUCUGAAGCGGUUAUUCGAUGAAUUUCAACAUUAUAUUGAUCAAAACUCCUUCUACUGCUACGUCAUAUUCACAAUGAACAAGCAACGUUCGCUCAAAUUAUGUGAUACAUAUAAAAAUUAUUUUAAGCGCAUACAAAACGAAUUGGAUGAUAAGUUGGGUAUAAAUAGUUUCCUGGUACAGCCCAUACAACGGAUGGCGCGAUAUCCGCUACUACUGCAACAAUUUAUCACGACCCUCUUCAAGCAUCGCGACUUUGAGAUUAAGCCUUUGCUUGAGUCAUGCUGCCGGUUGGAGAAGAAAAUGCGCACUUUGCUGACCACAACCAACGAAUCCGAAGUGAUUAACGACAUUGUCGAGUGCAAUGAGUUCAACGUUUUUCAUCAGGGAAAAUUCCGUAAAGUAAGCGACUUUUCGAUUAUAGAUCACACGCUGCGACGCACCUAUCGCGGCAAGGUCUUCAUAUUCGACAAAUGCAUCAUCUAUACUGAAAUUAAGGGCAAACACUUGAUCUUCCAUGGCCGUUAUCCGUGCGAGCAUAUCGGUAUUGUGGCGAAAACGAAGCAUUUCACCUUAUUCUACGAGCGCCGUAAGCAGCAAGAGUGCGAUUUUCAAGCUGAGCCGCCAGUGGUCGAAGCGUGGCUGGAGCUGAUACGCGAAAUGAUCAGCUCUUUUGUGAUGGAGGAGCGUCAAAAGCUGCAGGAUCGGUAUGCGCGCGAAGGCGAACAGCAGUACCGCAAGCCGGUGAGUUUAACGCUGUUUCGCGAUUCGAAUCGUUUUAGUUCGGACAGUGGCAUAGGCAAUAUAUGGGUGCUGCCGAAACCGGAGGCCGAGUCGGAAGCGUCGAGUAAUCGCACGACGUGGUAUGCAGUGAAUUGAACGAAAUUGGUUCCAAAUAUACACAACUUGAAAAAAAUUAUACGGAUAUUGUGCACCUAUGGCUAAGGAAAUUAGCCGGCACAAUAUUCAGCUAAACAGUGCCAGUCAGAUAUAAAAGUAUAUCUAUACGAAGCAAAUUUUUUAAUUAUUCACGAAUGGAGAAUGUGCCCUUACAUUAUAGUACUAGAGAUUUUGUGGCUAUAGAGUGGCCAUAUUUUUUAUUAAUUAAAAUACCUAAACAACAUGUGUUGCGCACUCCAAUUUAUUAUAAGAGAAAUAUUUUAAAAUAGUUUAGAAAUUGAAAAAUUGUAACAAAUUGUUUUUUAUUUCUUAUUUAACUAUUGUACAUAUACGUAAUAUUCUAAGUUGUAGUGUAUAUAAUUAAGCGUAUUGGUUGUAUAUCUAUAUAAGUUAAAAAAAGCUAGUUGGUUUUAGUAUAAAACGCAAAAUUUCACUGAAAAAUGCCAAAAAUAUUUAAGCUUUUUUAAACUUCCUAAAAGCUUUAUUUAAACUUAGUGUUUAACAUUUACCUUAGAGUAUAUUAAAUAUUUAAACUUAGUCUCACAAAUCAUUAUAUAUUUUCAUAAUAAAAAAAUAAACGUUAAUUAAUUAAAAAAAAUUAUUUAUAUGUAUAAAUCAUUUUUAAAGAAGUGUUUAUGAAAUUUAUUACAGAGAAAUUGAAAAAAUAGUAUUUAAUAUAUCGUUUGUAAAUUCAAAUUUUUACAAUGGGCAUUUUUUAUUUCCAGAACUAGUAGAAAUUUAUUAAAAAUAUUUAAGAAAACAAAAUUUUAAAAGGAUAAAUAUCAACAUUUAUGUAACAUAUAAUUUCAUUGAUUUAAUAAUAAUAAAUAAAUAUUAUAUAUCAACUUAUACUUAUUAUUUUCAAUGAAACGAUACUUAUUUAUACUUAAUUAUAGAAACCAUAAAAAAAUAAUUACAAAAAUGUGAAUAUUUUUAUUUACCGGAUUAGAGUAUUUAAAGAAAAAGAGAAAUUUGAAAUAUAUAUUGGACAAAAAUCUAUCACAAAUUUCGUGAAAAUAUCUUGUCAAAUAAUAAAUAAAUAA